Molecule: messenger RNA, 1824 nt
Organism: Helicoverpa zea (corn earworm)
Lineage: Eukaryota; Metazoa; Arthropoda; Insecta; Lepidoptera; Noctuidae
Exons: 2
Coding region: 527-1057 (176 amino acids)
Source: RefSeq, a predicted model, not a curated record
ACUAGGUUGCCCCACCACUUCACUCGUGUAUUUAAUAGUUUUAUUAGAGUAUACAUAACAUAGGUAUAACCUCCUCUUUGAAGACUGUUAAAAAUAAAAAAAAGCAAUCGUUCGAGCUUUAUGAGGUAGGUAAAUGGUAAGAGAUUUGUGCACAUACUAUUACAUUUGCUUACCAACGUAAAGGAGGAGGCAAACCCAGGUGUAAUAAGUAUGUAUUAUUUAAUCUGAAUAAGAUCUACAUUUCAGUGUUAUUAAAUUUUACUACAUUAUAUCUUAUAUGAAGUAGAUAAAGUUGAUAUUGCGUGAUCUCGGUAUGUUGCUAAGUUAUUUUUCCAGCAACCUGGGUGGUAGAUCUGACAAAGCAUUUUAGCAAACCCGUGCCCUAUUCCCUAAUUGGUAUACCGUCACGUGGAUGUAGUGCUAUUUAAGAGAUCAUCUGCAGGGACUGGAUCACAACAAUUCUUCAGCUAGAAGCAGUCACAUCCAAAUUUGGAAGUACAUACCAAAGAACCACCAAUCUUCUAAAAUGUCCAAACACACUGCUGACCAUAUUUUCCCUUCGGAGGACGAAUCGUCGGACGGGGUGCAGAUGAAGGUCAAGACAAAGGAGAACAAGAAACGUAAAUCGUCGCCAACGCGCAGCCCCCAGCCGUCUACCAGUAAGAAAGGCAAGACAGUUAUUCGCCCCAUCCCUCCUAUUACCAAGUCUACGGCUCGCGAGGUGUUCGGGAGUGACAGCGACGACGACGCGGUAGACGCACCCGCGGAGAAGAAGCCUCCGAUGAUUUACUCCUAUGUCACACGGAGGCUGGCCAACGGUUUUUCUCGUCAAAUAGAUGAGAAUAAAAAAGGUGCGUUCUACAUAGAACUUAAAGUAUACAAGUGUGACGAGAUAGAGCGGAUUCAACCCGUGAAUAGGUGGCGUCACUCGGUGAUAACAAUAAAAAAUAAAACUGACGAAGAUUCUGAAUCGUGGAGGCACUUGAAUGAAUUCAUUAUAAGUACUAGGCGGGAGUUCAAACGCUGUACUCCAACGUUUAUAAGUUCAUACCAAUAAUUAAGUACCAAUGUAUUAUACUCAAUUAUUGGUAUGAGAUAUUAUAUUAUAAUCAGUUAUUUUAUAACAUAUGUAACCAUAAUCAUAAUAUUACAUUAUUAUAAUCUACCUUAUAACCUACAUUAUAUUCAGUGAAUUAGUUUUUAAGUUUUUUUUUUUGUAACCCACUAUUUCUUAAUUAAAGUAUUCAGUACGAUUAAAAUGUGUUAUAUUUAUUUUGUUUCCAGUUACACAAGCGAGUAAUGCGAUACCAGCAAGUUCAGAUACUUAUAAUGAUUUAUACGAAACUAAGAUCCCCGAACAUGAAUAUGAAACGAAUGUUAUUGAGACUAAUUGUUUAUUAAAAAGAUAUUGCGAGAAAUGUAAAAUUGAGAUCCCCGAACAUAAAUACAGAUACCAUAAAAGAACGAAUAUCCAUAAAUCAAAUUGUUUAAUAAAGUCAAAUUUUGAAAAUGUUGAUAUUAUAGCAACUGCAUUUAAAAACAGGAUUCUGACUUAUCGCUUAAAUCCAUCUAUAGAAAAUGAGUACCUCACACCAGAGGCGUUCUUAGAUGAAAAGCGAAAAGAUGUUUCUAAUAUAAUUAAAAUGUUAUUAAUGAGACAUAACUGCAUUAAAGUUAAUUUCGAGCUGUUUGCUUACUUUUUACUGCCUACGUUAGGUGAGCAACAGCUUAAAUCAUUUAAUACUAAAUAUGAAAUUAUAUAUAAUAAUACUGAUUUUGAUGACAUAUAUUUGAAUGUAAUAGAAACAUUCAAAAGAAAAUUUA